Messenger RNA from Cyprinodon variegatus (sheepshead minnow), 861 nucleotides. RefSeq names its product OX-2 membrane glycoprotein-like. The transcript has 5 exons. The record is from RefSeq and is a predicted model, not a curated record. Lineage: Eukaryota; Metazoa; Chordata; Actinopteri; Cyprinodontiformes; Cyprinodontidae. Gene Ontology annotation, molecular function: cell-cell adhesion mediator activity. Bases 1 to 861 code for a protein of 286 amino acids.
AUGGCGUGCAGUGAAGUUUCCUGUUUCUUUAUUCUGCACCUUCUUCACAUAGGUGCAGCAGCUGUGGUCCAAACCCAGCUGAACGUCUUAGCAGCAGAGGGUGAAGAUGCUCCUCUCAGCUGUCAGCUCCUGGAAACUAAAGAUGUCCAGCAGGUCACCUGGCAGAAGGUCUUUGGAAGGAAAGAGAGGAAUAUCUGCUCCUACAGCGAGUAUUUUGGUCAAACAGUGAAUCCUGAAUUUAAAAAUAAAGUUCAGUUUACAGAAGCAGGACUGAAGAAUUCCGCCAUAGUUAUCAGGAAGGUUACAGAGCAGGAUGAAGGAUGUUAUCUCUGUUUGUUCAACAUCUACCCUGAUGGAGCUCUGAUAGGGAGAACCUGCCUGAAUGUUUAUGAGCUGCAUGAACCCAUCCUUAAUGUCAGCAGAUCGAAUGUUUCUGCAGAGUCAGUUGUGUCCUGUUCAGCCACAGGUCGACCUGCUCCCACUGUAACACUGACUGUUCUACAGCAGAACCUCAGCUUCUCCCACUACAACAGCAGCAGUGUGACCCACAGCAACGGUACAGUCACCGUCACCACCACAGCUCUGCUGUCAGCUUCCUGCAGCACACAGGUUGGAUGUUCAGUGUCAGUGCUCUCUGCUGCUCCCAGAGAGAAGCUGAUCACCGUUCCUGGAGUUAAAGGAACAUCUGAUGAUGGUCAAAGUGCAUCGUCUUAUAGUAAAACUCUAAUCAUCAUCAUCAUCAUACCUCUAAUAGCUGUGGAUGCAAACAUCUACAACAAGGACGAAGAAUCAGGUCAGACUGCGAAGCGCUGCCAAAGCAAGCAAAAGGAAACGUCCAGAAUCCUCACCUUCAGAGGCUGA